AUGGCCAUUCUCCAGGCGUUCGUCGCGAGGGACGUGCUGCUCGUAAGUCACUGCCCUUGCCAUCCACGCUGAUAUGAGAGAGAGAGAGAGAGAGAGAGAGAGAGAGAGAGAGAGAGAGAGAGAGAGAGAGAGAGAGAGAGAGAGGGAGAUUGCGUGGCUGAAUCGCGCCCACUCCUCACAGGCAUUCUGUAUCCUCGGCAUCGUCGCGACCACCCUCAUCACCCUCCUGCGAGUCUAUGUGCGCAUCACCCGCCAGAACCGGCUUCGCGAGGACGACUUCGCCUUGUUCGUUGCCGUCGCGCUGUACAUCACCAUGGCCGCCCUCUACAUCGCCGACCUCCCCUACCUGUACACCGUCAUGGACUGGCUGGAAGGCACGACGCCCACCGUCGACCUGCGCUUCAUCGCCGCCAGUUACACCCAGAUGAUGAAGUUCAACUGGGCCGUCACCCUCUUCUACUGGGCCGUCCUCUGGUCCGUCAAACUCAGCCUGCUGCUCUUCUUCCGCCGAGUCAUCUCGCAGAUCAAGCGCUGGAUGCGAGCCUGGUGGUGCAUCCUCGCCUUCACCCUCGUCUCCUUCUGCGGCUGUGUGGUGUCGCAGAUCACUUCCUGUGAUACGCCGCACGACUUCACCGUCUUGGGCAAGUGCGCGGCGCCGCGGAAUGCGAGGGCGCAGAUUACCAGUCUCUACUACUCGUACGCCGCCGACGUCUUGACCGACUUGCUGAGUAUGAACAGACAGGAAGAUGGUGUCCGCAAGUGCUUGCUGACUGUGCUGGCAGUCAUGGCUCUGCCACUGCGAAUUGUAGCCGCGCUGCGACUGGCGACGAGGGACCGGUGGAUCUUGGCCGGCCUCUUCGGUGUCACGUCCAUCGCCAUCGUCGUCAGCACCAUCCGCGUCUUCUUAAUCUACGCAAAGACGGGCAACGGCUCCCCAAGCCCGCCCUGGCUCGGUCUCUGGGCUGUCAUCGAAGGCAUGGUCGGUACGUCUUUGUGCGGAUGCCCCCCCUGCGUUUCAUCUCCGCUAAUCCCACAAGCCAUCAUCGUCGGCUGCAUCCCCGUCAUCUCACAAAUCUUCCGCACCAGCAGAGAAAUCUCUUCGUCCGCUUCGCGUGGAGCGGCACAGCCUAUGAAGGACUUCGGCGGCAGCGAUAUGCACACUGCCUCCACGUCGGCUGGCACGACGGUCGAAUGCGGCCCAUCGCCGGAUAAGAGUCGAAGAGUAUCGACGAACGACCACCAUCUGGGUGAUGAUCCGCCUCGAUACGUUCGAGAAACUGAGAUCGUGGGUUCAUGGUCGAAUUCUGGACGUCUAUAG
Lecanosticta acicola is the source of this 1318-nucleotide messenger RNA. Lineage: Eukaryota; Fungi; Ascomycota; Dothideomycetes; Mycosphaerellales; Mycosphaerellaceae. The record is from the annotation of a GenBank genome assembly.